Messenger RNA from Musa acuminata subsp. malaccensis (wild Malaysian banana), 2518 nucleotides. RefSeq names its product probable galacturonosyltransferase 7. The record is from RefSeq and is a predicted model, not a curated record. Gene Ontology annotation, molecular function: polygalacturonate 4-alpha-galacturonosyltransferase activity. NCBI's taxonomy places the organism in Eukaryota, Viridiplantae, Streptophyta, Magnoliopsida, Zingiberales, Musaceae.
GCUCGCCGCUCUCUCCGCUUUCCUUAUUUUUGUGUUUGCGGAGCCAAAGCGAGUGAAGUGAGAGGCGAGACUCUGAGACCGGAUGAGGAGACGAUUGGAGGACGUUAGGCUAUGAAGAGUUUCGUGGCGAUCUCGACCACUCCGCCGGCGAAGCGUCGGUGGCGCGCCCCCGCCGCGGUGGUGCUCGUUCUCGUCUUCUUCUCGCUGCUCGUACCCCUGGAUUUCCUCCUCGGUCUUCACGACCGCUUCCCCUCCGGUUACUUGACUGAUGAUCGCCGACCUCCGGAAACUAGUUCUUGGAACUUUGGUCGUUUGGGUGGUGUUGGUAGUUCUUCUGAGGGUGAUGUAUCAAGCAUUGAGAGGCUCGUCAAAAGAUUUGAACCCACCUUCUCAAAGGAUGUUAAUGCGAGUGACCUGUCCAAAACUGGUGAUCUGCUAAAUCAAAGGCCUGACACUAACUCCACAGGGCAGUUGGUUGUAGCAGGGAAGGGCACUGGUUCCAACUCAAAAGAAAUAAAUUUGAACUCUCGUUCUCAAAUAGAGAAUACCAGUACCCACUAUAAAACAGAAGUCAUCAUUUCUCACCGGAAAGCUUUUCCUAAACCACAAGUAGUUCCAUCAAGAUCACUUCCAGACUUGACUGCAAAGCUUGGUAGCAGGGAUGUCAAGAAGAGUAAUGCUGAAGGUGGAAAUGGUGAUGGAAUCAGAAAAGAUUGUCAGUUUACAUUUGGAAGCUAUUGUGUUUGGUCCACAGAGCAUAAAGAAGUAAUGGACGAUUCUACUGUGAAGAAACUCAAAGAUCAGCUCUUUGUCGCCAGAGCUUAUUAUCCAAGCCUUGCAAAACUUAAUGGACAACAAAAGUUAUCUCAUGAUAUGAAGCAAAACAUACAGGAACAUGAGCACAUGCUUAGCGAAGCCAUUGUUGAUGCUGAUCUUCCAACAUUUGUGGAAAAGAAAAUACAGAAAAUGGAGCAGACUAUUGCAAGAACUAAAGCAUGCACUGUAGAUUGCAAAAAUGUUGACAAGAAACUUAGGCAGAUCCUUGAUCUUACUGAGGAUGAAGCCAAUUUUCAUUUGAAGCAAAGUGCAUUCCUCUACCAACUUGGCGUUCAGACCAUGCCCAAAAGUCUUCAUUGCUUGUCAAUGAGAUUGACAGUAGAGUUUUUUAAAUCACUGUCAACAGAUUCCAAGAACUCUCAUCCUAAUAAACUUGACAGCCCAAAUCUUAUGCAUUUUGUAAUUUUCUCCAAAAACAUACUUGCAGCUGCAGUUACCAUAAAUUCAACAGUUGUGAACUCUCAGGUCAGUCAAAAUAUGAUCUUUCAUGUUGUCACGGAUGCACAAAAUUACUACGGUAUGAAGCUUUGGUUCGUCAGAAAUUCUUAUAAAGAGGCAACUAUUGUGGUCAUCAAUUUUGAAGAACUUAAUUUGGAACACCUUCAUAAUGAUGGCCUCACAAAGCUAUCAUUGCCUGUGGAAUUCCGUGCUUACAUUCAUAAAAUGGAUCAACCAACUACACAAAUGAGCACCGAGUACAUAACAGUUUUUGGUCACUCCCACUAUCUGCUUCCAGAAAUAUUCAAAAAUCUAAAAAGGGUGGUGGUUUUAGAUGAUGAUGUGGUUGUUCAGCGUGAUCUAUCAUCAUUGUGGAACCUUCACUUGCAAGGAAAAGUGAAUGGUGCUAUUGAGUUCUGUAGGCUGAGAUUUGGUCAGCUGAAAAUGCUUUUGGGCAGAAACAGUUAUGAUGCUGACUCUUGUGCAUGGAUGUCAGGAUUAAAUAUUAUUGACUUGGAGAAGUGGAGAGAGCAUAAUGUCACCGGGACAUAUUUGCGACUCCUCGAAAGUUUCGGAACAAAGAAUGAAACAUCUCUUAGAGCUGCAGCUUUUCCAGCAGGCUUACUCGCACUUAAGAAUCUUAUAUACCCCCUCGGUGAAAGGUGGUCUUUGCUAGGGCUUGGCCACAACUACAGUGUCAAUGUAGAGGAUAUGAAGACUGCUACAUCAUUGCAUUACAAUGGCCAAAUGAAACCUUGGCUUGAUCUCGGUAUACCAGAAUACAAAAAAUACUGGAAGAUAUAUCUUACACAGGAUGAAAAGUUUAUGGAUGAAUGCAAUGUAAAUCCAUAGCUGAUACUGUAUCUUUGCGUAAAGUUUUGGCAUGUCCCCAACAGUGCAGGUAGACCGGUGGCGGAUGACAAAUUAAUCUAUCGUUUGUUCUCUGAUACUAGAAUAUAUUCCUGUAUGUUGGUUGUCAGAAUCUAAGGGUAGCUGCAUCAGGUAAAAUGAGGACAAGAAGCAUUCUUAGAAAAUUAAGAGGUUUGGAAGAGAGCUUUGUCAAGCCAUUACUAGAGAAAGCAGCUGAGGGUCCUGAGACUAGACACUGUCAUGGUGAUAAGUCAACGGAAAAAAAUCCUGGUAUAACAAGAGAUGUGAUUACAGAGACCGCGGAAUGUAAUGUCGCGGUUCUGGUAAUUGUGUUCUGACUAUGAAUGUUGAUUUUGCCAUUCAUAUUCUGAUU